Coniophora puteana RWD-64-598 SS2 is the source of this 1526-nucleotide messenger RNA. RefSeq names its product TPT-domain-containing protein. Bases 24 to 1385 code for a protein of 453 amino acids. Gene Ontology annotation, cellular component: cis-Golgi network; Golgi apparatus; endoplasmic reticulum-Golgi intermediate compartment. The record is from RefSeq and is a predicted model, not a curated record. The transcript has 7 exons. Lineage: Eukaryota; Fungi; Basidiomycota; Agaricomycetes; Boletales; Coniophoraceae. Gene Ontology annotation, biological process: UDP-glucose transmembrane transport. Gene Ontology annotation, molecular function: antiporter activity.
CCCCCUCAGACCCAUGACUCUCUAUGUCUCAGCUGCAGGACCAUCAUGACCUGGAGGACGACGAGAGGACCCUCUAUGAAUCCUCACACCACCGCAGCUCGGAUGAGGAGAUGGGAGACUACGGCUCACAUGGCGUUCGCAUAGCCUCUGACCUGGACAAGAAGCGUCUUUGGUGGAAGAACGCGGUUAUCAACAUCUGUUUCAUUGCUUCAUGGUACAUCUUUGCCACUAUCCUGUCGGUGUACAACAAAUGGAUGUUCGCACCGGAUCGCUUUGGGUUUCCUGCUCCCCUCUUCGUCACCACUGUACAUAUGUUCGUGCAGUUCUCACUCGCAGCUGCUGUCAGAUACAUGUUUCCGAGGAAGUUUCGCCCUGAAGCCCGUCCGAGCCUGAGUGACUUUGGGAAGAAAGCCGUUCCAACGGGCAUUACGACCGGAGUUGAUAUCGGGCUGUCCAACGUGUCGCUGAAGACAAUCACGCUUUCAUUCUACACUAUGUGCAAAUCGUCCUCCCUUAUCUUCGUCUUGUUGUUCGCGUUCAUGUUCCGUUUAGAAGCGUUCUCUUAUCGUCUUGUCGGGGUCAUCCUACUCAUAUGUGGCGGGGUUCUCCUCAUGGUUGCCAGCGAAACAUCCUUCCAGCUCUUUGGAUUCAUUCUUGUCAUCACGGCCAGCGCCUGCAGUGGACUUCGGUGGAGCUUGACGCAUCUACUUCUGAAGAACAAGGAUAUGGGAAUGGACAAUCCAGCUGCGACGGUAUUCUGGCUUGCUCCCGUUAUGGGAGUCAGCUUGGCGAUCAUCAGCGUGUUCUGGGAGAGCUGGAGUGAGAUAUUCGCUCCACCCUUCUUGUCUGGCGAUUCUUCCUUCAGCACUUUGUUCUUCCUGGUAGCUCCAGGGGUCGUGGCGUUUUGUAUGGUGUUGAGCGAGUUUUACAUCAUCCAACGUGCCGGUGUCCUUCCCAUGUCGAUAGCAGGCAUAGCGAAGGAAGUCACCACCAUCACGAUAUCAGCCUGGGUCUUCGGGGAUGAACUCACGCCCCUCAACAUUACCGGUGUAGGAAUCACUGUUUGUGGCAUCGCCCUCUUCACGUAUCACAAAUAUCGUAAAUCCAUCAGCUCGGAAGUUGCUCUCGAUGAAAAUGGUAAUGCCGUGCUGGCGGAGGGUGGCGGCAUGCACGCGACGCAUGCUACGGAACGCGGCUAUGAGUUAGAGAUGGCCGACAGAUUGCGGCGUACAGCUUCACUCGACGCACCAGAAGAUCGACAACAUCUGCUGUUCUCAGCUGAUGAUCUAGAAGAUGAUGCAGAAGAGUUGCGGAGUGUCAGGUCCUCGAAGAUAGGCUCAGUCGCAGGUGAUGACGACAUGCCAAUACCUAAUGGUGCCCAUUAGAUGUUCCUCACAUUGAUGGGCCCCUACCACAUGCAAAUCAGAGUAAGCUUUAGCUAACGGCUCUCGCCUCUCUCCGCACUAAUUACCAGCAUUAACACUCGUACAUAUUCACCUUGCUACGUAAAUCUAUCUCGAUCUAGC